GACUUCGGAAGAAUGGAGAGUUGCUCUGCGGCGCAAUGGGCUUGUUGUUGUUGCUGCUAACGAAGUAGUAAUUUCUUGGUAAAACAUGGUUGACAAACUUUGAAAUUCGAUUUGGCGUCCAAAUGUUUACCUUGAAAGAUGGACACAUCGGUUACGGCAGUCAACAAUGCUAUACUGGAGGCACUGCAAAAAGCAGGUGAAGUUGGGCUUCACGUUGAUGACCUUGUAAAAUUGCUUGGCUUCAAUGAGAAGAAGCAGAUCUUGCCAAGGCUCUAUAAUCUGCAUGGCAGAAAGCUAAUUGAAAAGCUCAGUGGGCAAACAUGGAGAGUGAAAGUUGAAAAGAAAAUGGAUGAAGGCCAGGAAGAUACUGAUGAUCCUAUGACGUCAAAAACAGAGUUUCAAAAUGAACAAAAGCCUCAAACUGCCCAAUUUGCCUCAUACGAAGGAAACAGCAAAACUAUUUCGUAUAAAAAUAUCCUGCAAGAGUACUGCCAAAAGCAGUAUGUUCCGGUUCCUUCUUACCGAUCAGAGAAGACGGAUUUUGGCUUCCUAGGAAUUGUGUCAUUUGGAGCAGAACAAAUUAAGUCACGUGUUGCCAUGCCUUCCAUGAAAGAAACUGAGCAAAUGGUUGCCUUUGAGGCAUUAAAAAUCAUCAAAGUAUUACCAGAUGAUGCUAAAUACAAUGUACCAGCUCCAUUUAAUUUACCAUCCAGAAAACGGAAGCCGGUGCAGACCUUUCCCUCUGCAUCUCCAGCCAGCAAAAUUCAAAAUAUGCAACAACAGCAUUGUCUGUCUUGGAAAAAUUUACUUCAGGAGACUGCACAAAAGAAAAAUUUAAAAAUGCCUGAGUAUCAUGUCAGCAUUAAUGGGAAAAAUUUUGUAGCUACAGUGGAGUUCCAGGGUAGAACAUUCACAUCGAUUAGCUCAUUUGAUAAGAAAAAAUCGGCUGAACAGAAUGCUGCACUCGUAGCUUUGCAUGCUCUUGGUGUUGUCCAGACACCUCCUACUUCCAUGAUGGGAGAUGGUACAAAUUCAAGUGCAGAGACACCCAAUGGCACAAAGAUGCAAGGCAAUAAUAUGCCAAGUACUCCGCUGUGGAUGCCUUCUGGGUCUACGCAUGGCAGCCAGAAAAACCAGCCUAACGACAACUACAAGAACAGGUUGCAAGAAUGGGUCCAAAAGAAGCGUGCUGCUUUGCCUGAGUACAUAACCACUUACGAAUCACUUUGUGGUAGCACAGGAUUUGUUUGCAGAGUUUCUUUGGGCGGUAGAGUCUUCCAGGGCAAUUUGAAACAGUGCAAGAAGGACGCCGAAAAGGAUGCAGCGCGAGUUGCCAUGAUUUCUUUGGGCCUUAUUCCAAUCUAAUUUGAUUAAAGAUAGCAUCGUCAAGAUCUGGCUCCCAAAUAUUUGUGGCGAAGACUGAAUUCCUUGAGUGAAUGCAUUUUUGCCGCCCUUAACAUCACAGUUCAUGAUAUUGGGUUCGUUUGUUUAUUUGAAGUGAAAUAUUAUGCUAUAUGACUUCAAGAUCUAGGAUUACUCCAUCGUGACGCCGUAUAGAUUCCUUUUUUUAAAUUUCUGUUAGUUCCAAUUUAGCCAAAAAUCUUUAAUCUUUAUUAGUUAAUGUCGUAGAUAUUUAUCUCUACCACUUCAAUAUAAUUUCUUAAGGUUCCCAGUUUCCAGUUAUGAUGAUAAUGUAUCCAUGUCGAUGCUCUAAAUUCCUGUUAGUUCCAAUGUCAGCUAAAAUUAUCUUUAAUCUUCAUUGGUUUGCGUUCUCUUGAUUUUUCUCUGCCCCUCCAUUUGCCUUCAUAAUACUUUCUGAAGAAGAAGACACCAUAAUCAAAAGAAGAAACUCUAACUGACCUGUGGCUGUUUUGCUGCGUUGCUUGUCAGUUUUAGUAAUAUCCUCCAGCCCCGUUCUUUCUCCCUUAUCCGUUAACAGAGAACCCUGUUUUGAUGAAUUAGGAUCUGAUGAAUGUGAAAUCUAUUCUAUUCUUUGCGGAGAGUACAUGUCCUCAUCCUUCAUCUGCUCUCAUUGGGAGCCUCGUGCAAUCUUUAGACACAACAGACCGUUCCUCUUAUGGACUUUUUAUCCGAAAUAAUUAUUCCAGCUUUUUAAAACUCUUGUUAGUACGAUUGUUUAUCGACUGUUUUUGAUGUGCUUAGAGCGCCAUUGUCUUUUAACAUAUUGCUCAUCUCGAACUUGAUUUCUUUCAAGCAACAUAGCAUAGCAUUGUCCUUGUCACUUGUUACAAGGCAUUACAAUGUAUUUGUUUCUAUUCCAUGUGCUUUUAGUUGUAGUUAGUUCUUGUAUUUUUGUAAACAAUUAUUGUUUAAAACCUUGGAAGGAUAGAAACCAUCUAUUUUUAGAGGAAUCUCUAUUAUCACUAGCUUUUGGAAAAGUUUACCUAUGUAAGAUGUAGUGAAAGUAUUAGUAAAAAAUUAUCAAACCGUACUAUUUUCAAUUUGUGUCAAACAUUUCACGCCCUAACGGUAUACAGUGGCUGGGUAAAGGUCCCCUGAAGUUUCCCAACAAGUAUCCCAAGCUUAAAAUAUGUCCGUUUCUUUCAUGAAACAUUUUCAUGAAAAAAUAUACUGAAACCAAUUUUUUUUUAAAAUCGGAAAGAAAAAACGUUUGCCUCUUGAUUAUGUUAUCCAAGAAGAAUGUAUAAAAACUGUAUAAAUAUUCAGGGAACUUUCCUUUUGAAGUGCCAAAUAGUUUUGAGAAUCUAAAUCGUGGCGACGUUUUCGUUGUAAUAUUUCGUGUUCGUCUACACAGCCAAGUAGUGAAUUUAUUGCUUCUUGCGUUAGUUUUACAGGAUAAUUCUACUGCAAUUGAAAUUCGAGGUUUUUCGAGAAAACACCCAAUACAGUCAAAUGAAGAAGCUUUGGUAUCAUUAUAAUCAAAUCUGUAAGAAUUGAAAGAAAAUAUUGAAGAAGGUUGACUUUCAAUAAAGGAGACUUUGCUAACCUACAUAUAGAAUUGAUCCUUUUGUUGUACUCUGUUGUGCUCCACCCUUAUGAACUCCCCAGCGUUUCACUUGGAAUGUCCGUUAACAAAUCUGAAUCGUCACGAGACUCACUUUCAUAGAGUCAUCUACAUAAACUCCCAUAUGGAUACUCAUUGCACGUUCAGCUGUUGGAACAUUUCCCUUAGGUGAUGUUGCUUCCACAUUUAUCUAGAAUUGGCGUCCUGUAAACUUCGCCUUGCAUAAAAGAUGGUGUGCGUAGAUGUAUUCGAAUACAAGCGUUAUGUUGCAUUUUAAAUAAAUUUUACUUCUUUCGCUUUCGUUUCAAUACAUGAAACAAUCAAACACAGAGACUUGUUUGCAGCCGUUACAACGCAACAGUUACUUGCGGAAAAGGUUUUCCUGUUAUAUAAAGUCCUUAUCCGACUAGAAUCAACGACAGACUCGAACAAACAUGUAAGUCAUUUGACAUAGAUUCUGUAUAUUGACAUAUAAGUUAACUGGCUUAUCGUUGUUGGUUAUGUAUCUUAUGAUUGGGCGAUUUCAGCUAUGGAACUUAUGUCUCGCAAAUCUUGUUUCUACAAAGGCGUGGACUUUCGUUUGACGUCCAAAUGUGGGUCUUUCCUACUUACU
Messenger RNA from Rhopilema esculentum, 3599 nucleotides. RefSeq lists its product as uncharacterized. The record is from RefSeq and is a predicted model, not a curated record. Lineage: Eukaryota; Metazoa; Cnidaria; Scyphozoa; Rhizostomeae; Rhizostomatidae.